CCCAGGGGAGUUUAUCGUGGUCACUCCGAGCAAGCCUGUCGUGGCUGAGGUCGGCCAGGAUGCUGUGUUGGGUUGCCAGCUGGUUCCGGCCGAGGUCCCUGUGGAGAUGGAGGUGCGCUGGUUCCGGGAGGACUGGUCCAAGGUGGUGCACCUGUACCGGAAGGGGCAGGACAGUCCUGAGUCCCAGAUAGCACAGUACUCCGGGAGGACGGAGCUGUUCAAGGACUCCUUUCCCUAUGGGAACGUCUCCCUGCUGCUGAAGAAGGUGACCGUGCGCGAUGCGGGACGCUACAAGUGCUUCGUGGUCUCCAAGGCUCUGGACGAGGAGGGCUCUCUGCAGCUGCAAGUUGCCAGUAUGGGACAGCCGCCCACGAUGAAGAUGGUGGGCUAUGAGGGCAACAGGAUCCUGGUGGGCUGCGUCUCGGAGAAGUGGUUCCCGCGGCCGCAAGUGAUGUGGCGGGACACCGCGGGCCAGCGCAUCUCAGCACACAAGGAGUCGGAGGUAGCGGACGACGCUGGGCUCCUGAGAGUGGAGAGUGUCAUCGCUGUGAGUCACGCCACGCCUGGUGUGUACUCCUGUGUCAUCCAAAACCCGCUUCUGGGCCGGGAGUACGAGGGUCGGCUGGAGAUACCAGGCAUGUUCACCCUGUGCUCAGCUCUGGCCAAUGUUACAGAUGGGGUUACACAUCUUGGGGGGAGUGACACGGGCUUUGAAGGUGGUGCAGAGGAGGGUCACUAGGUCAAGUUUGGAGGUGAGGGGGUUGUCCUUUAAAGAGGGAUUGAGUUGACUGGGGCUAUUCUUGCUGAAAUUCACAUUUGUGAAAUGAAUUUAUAAUCAGAGUGCAUAUAUAUUGCCAUAUGCUACCUGGAGUUCCAUUUACUUGAUGGCAUUUACAAGUAAUAUAAAGAAAUACAAUAGAAUUUCUGAUAAACUAAAAAACAACUAAAAAAGAACAUAUUUUGCAAAUAGAAAAGAUAAUAUUGUGAACAUGAGUUGAAAAGAGUUCCUGAAGGUGGGCACCACACAAGAUGCUGGAGGAACUCGGCUGGCCAGGGAGCAUCCAUGGCAAAGAGUACAGUCGCUGUUUUGGGGGGAGACUCUUGGGCAGGAGUUUGCAGUUGUAGAAUCAGAUCAGAGUUGUGGAGAGUGAAGUUCUCCACACUGCCUCAGAGUCUGAUGGUUGUCGGGUAACAACUGUUCCUGAACCUGGUGGUGUGGGAGCGAAGACUCCAGUUCCUCCUGUUCAGAAGAAUGAGAGGGGAUCUUCAAGGGAUUAGAUGAGGGAUUAUCUUCAUUUAUCACCGGUACAUCGAAAUAGGGGACUCAGUGAGUGAACAGACAGGAGAUUCUGUGGAUGUGAGCGGGACAUCUGGGUGGUAUGUUGCCUCCCAGGUGUCUGGGUCAGGGAAAUCUCAGAUCACGUCAACGUUUUGGAGAGGGAGGGAGACCAGCUGGAUGUCUUGGUACAUAUUGGUACCAAUGACAGAGGAAGGAAAGGCAAUGAGGUCCUUUGAAGAGAUUUUAGUGAGCUAGGUAGAAAGCUAAGAAGCAGGAUCCCCCCCCGACCCGCGUAGUAAUUUCUGGAUCGUUGCCUGUGCCAUGUGCCAGUGAGGGUAGAAACAGGGUGAUUUGGCAGAUAAAUGCGUGGCUGAGAAAGUGGGUGGGACUGGAGUGAAGGGACUCAGGAUAGGACGGAUGGUAAAAAAGUAAAGAUAGCGUGCAGUCGGGGUGUCAGGGAGGGCAGAGAGGUGAUGGGACGUAGUCACAGGCAACAGGAUAAGUAUCAAAACAUUAGGGAUGCAGAAUCAGAAAGGAUAACAAAUACGGUACUCAAGAUGUUGUAUCCCAAUGUGUGAUGGAAUGUUAAGUUUUAUUCAUUGUGGACUGUGCCUUUAAGAACCCUGCCUGUGGGUAAGAGAAAGCUGUACAGUACAAACAGCUUGUUGCAGUGUGAGAGAGAGGGGCGGACACUGCUCACAGUUUGUUUGGGAUUUAUGCAAGGACACUGCCAUCUUCUGAGUUCCUACAGAGAGAGAGGUGGAGUUAUUUGAUGGACAAUUAAUGUUUAUGAUUUCUUGUGGCUUGUUUUGAAUAAGCAAGGUCAGAUGAUCCUCUCACAGACACACACACAGAGACUCGUGCAGUCAGAGUCAAGAUGGAUUCGGUCAGUGGAAGACACCAGUGAGACGGUCACUGGUUUAAACUUUCAGUAGCCCAAAGGGGUGAGUUGAGACCGAUCCAGAAUAUUGAUAACUGACUCUCACAAGUUGCAGAGAGGAGAGGAGAGGAAGGUUUGAAACAGAGGAAACCUAGUGACACUGUUUGUUCUCUCUCCACGUAGCUUGUGAGGAUAAGUUUGUUUCUAUUCGGAUACGAAAGUGUGUUUAUCACGGAGUUAAUCCACAGGAGUGGGUUCUCUGGUGAGGGGAAAACCUUUGAGAGUACCACGUGUGUGUUUACCCUUUCUCUGGGUGUGGUAGUUCACUGAAGAAAGGCACCCCUGUGGCAAAUCACUGUUGGAGUUAUUUCGUAUAUCGUGGAACUGGAUAAGUGGCUAUCACGUUGUGUGUGAAUGGGCUAACCUUGUAGAAUCCACUCGUGUGUCUACCCUUGCCUGGGUGAUAGUUCCGUGGAAGAGGAUCCCCUUUGUGAUAAGCUACUGUUGAAGAAGUUUCGGGGAUUUAUACAUUUAUGCCUAUAUAUGCAUAACACUGUUAACUCUGUUUUUCCUGGUGUAAGUUACUAUAUGACAUAGUUACUAAUAAAAUAGUGUUUUGUUAACAGCAAAA
Molecule: messenger RNA, 2790 nt
Organism: Hypanus sabinus (Atlantic stingray)
Lineage: Eukaryota; Metazoa; Chordata; Chondrichthyes; Myliobatiformes; Dasyatidae
Product: butyrophilin-like protein 8
Exons: 2
Coding region: 107-739 (210 amino acids)
Biological process (GO): T cell receptor signaling pathway; regulation of cytokine production
Cellular component (GO): external side of plasma membrane
Molecular function (GO): signaling receptor binding
Source: RefSeq, a predicted model, not a curated record